AUUCCUCUUCUAUCCGAGGCGGUUCUAUGGGGACGAAGCGCAUUGUUUUGAUAGCAAACAUCCCUCGGAAGGUAGCCUAACGCUACACCUUUCCACCGCAGAGCACUGCUUCUAAAAAGGCCCGUCUUGUUGGCCGAGGAGUCAUGGAUGAGCAGACAGGCUCGCCUGGGGCGACGACCGACAACAGCAGCCAGAGAAAUGGAGAAGAGAAGCCCCGGCGCGGCAGCUGGACCAAGGCCAAGCGGAAGAAGCCCCUGAAGGACAGCAACGCCCCCAAGGCGCCGCUCACGGGCUACGUGCGCUUCAUGAACGACCGGCGGGAGCAGCUGCGGGCGGACCGGCCCGACGUGCCCUUCCCGGAGAUCACCCGCAUGCUGGGCAACGAGUGGAGCAAGCUGCCCCCCGAGGACAAGCAGCGUUACCUGGAGGAGGCGGAGCGGGACAAGGAGCGCUACAUGCGGGAGCUGGAGAAGUACCAGAAGACGGAGGCCUACAAGCACUUCACCCGCAAGGUGCAGGAGAAGCAGAAGGGCAAGAGGCACCGGACAGAGGGCGGACACCAGGUCACCAUCGACAACCAUCAUGAGAAGGACGUGGAGGGGAAGGAGAGGUCCGUGUUUGACAUCCCCAUCUUCACAGAAGAGUUCCUCAACCACAGCAAAGCCCGCGAGGCUGAGAUGCGAGGGCUGCGGAAGACCAACAUGGAGUUCGAGGAGCGCAACGCGGCGCUGCAGAAGCACGUGGAGAACAUGCGCGGCGCGGUGGACCGUCUGGAGGGCGACGUCAUGCAGGAGCGCGGCCGCAACGGCCUGCUGCAGCAGCACCUGGACACCCUGCGGCAGGCGCUCGCCGCCAGCUUCUCCUCCGUCCCACUGCCCGGCAGUGGAGAGACCCCCACCCUAGACUCUGUGGACUCCUACAUGAAGAAGCUCCACAGCAUCGUGGUCAGCAACCCCCAGGAGCACGAGGGCCUCAUCAACACUGUCCGGGACGUGGUCAACCGCCUGGACAGAUAAUUGGACCAUUUCACCGAAGUGGAGGUACUUUUGGGAACCAGGAGUAGAGCUGGUAUUUCGUCAUUCUCAUCCUUUUCUUCAGACAUAGUUGUUGUGAUGUAUUUAUUUCAUGCCUAUUACAUUUAAGGUUUGUUGUUUUUAUACGAUUGAAAUUUCCGAACUUGUAAGGGGAUUACACUGUUAUUUUUACUUUGGAGGUUUUGCUUGUCAUGUUGUCUUAAGUGUUUCAAUGUUUUCACUGCAAUAUUUAGCCAUUUUAUCAUAUUAUAUGUUGUGUGCUACGUAAGAACAUUUCUCAGUGGUUUUGUAUUCGACAUAUAAGGAAAACAACAUUUUGUUUAGCUAUUUUCAUGGCCUUUACAAAAAUUAACUCUCUCGUGCCAUGUCUUUUUUUUCAUAUUUGUGGGGGAAAAGAGAAGUUUUUCCAAUAAACACAUUUACAAAAUAC
Molecule: messenger RNA, 1464 nt
Organism: Gadus morhua (Atlantic cod)
Lineage: Eukaryota; Metazoa; Chordata; Actinopteri; Gadiformes; Gadidae
Gene: hmg20a
Product: high mobility group 20A
Exons: 9
Coding region: 144-1016 (290 amino acids)
Biological process (GO): regulation of gene expression
Cellular component (GO): nucleus
Source: RefSeq, a predicted model, not a curated record